UAAAGCCUGCUCCGCUAACUCAUAGGAACGUUCCCUUUGGCUAGUUGACGAAAGUUCUGGAAAAGUAAAACACGCCCUUUGACACCCCCGCCCCGCCCAACUUUACCAGACAAAGCUAGAAGCAAAAGAAACAAUUGGAAAACCAGUCAAAGAUGAAUGUCCAUUCUCGCAUUGCCAUAAGUGACUCAUAUUUCCCUUGCUUCUUUCUCUAGCAUUCCACGAGACUGCCAUCUUUUACAUCUCUUUAAAUUUUUGACUGCGGGAAUGUACAGUACAUUGCUUUAGGUCAUUCGUGAUACCUUUUUCAUAUCAUGGUGGCGUUGCAGAAUAGAAGAGAUACGUCGGAAAACCUCGAGGAGAAAGGUGUGGAAACUGGUCCAUUGCAAGCCAACGAGGCAACGCAAACUGCACUUAUUGAUCGUGGAAAAGAUGCCUGGUUGUUCCUGGCUGCCUGCUUUUUCAUGGAGGCCCUGGUAUGGGGAUUUGCCUUCACAUAUGGAGUUUUCCAAGCCUACUAUAGCUCGCUUGACAUGUUCAAGGACUCCGGGAACAUUGCUGUAAUCGGGACCUGCGCCAUGGGAAUUAUGUACCUUGACUUGCCCAUUGUUUUCGCCGUAUACAGGCGGUGGCCCAAGUAUCAGCGGGCUGGCUGUGCCAUUGGUGUCUUGCUGAUGUGCUUUGCCAUGGCCAUGAGCUCCUUUGCCACGACCGUUACGCAUCUGAUUGUUACGCAGGGUGUCUUCUACGCGCUGGGUGGGAGCAUUGCGUAUUCCCCCUGCAUUCUUCUGAUGGAGGACUGGUUCGACAAACGCAAAGGCCUUGCAUUCGGUGUUAUGUGGGCAGGGACGGGACUAGGCGGCGUUAUCCUUCCGAUUGUGAUGGAAAGUUUGCUUGACCGUUUCGGUUUCCGGGUUGCCCUCCGAGCCUUCGCGGUUGCGCUCUUUGUGUUCACGGCCCCACUAGUCUACUUCGUCAAACCUCGUGUGCCGGUUUCCCAGCGUCCCAGAUCGCCUCCCACCAGCCUGCGUUUCGUGUUCAGCUGGACCUUUGCUCUGUUCGAGAUAUGCAAUAUCAUUGAGGCCCUGGGCUUCUUUCUGCCAUCUAUUUACCUCCCAAGCUACGCCCGCGCCAUAGGCGCUCGAACGAGCAUGGAUGCACUAGCAGUUAUUCUUUUGAAUGUCGCAUCUGUGAUAGGAUGCGUGGUGAUGGGGGCUAUUAUUGACAAGUGGGAUGUUACCACGUGCAUUUUACUUUCCACGAUCGGAUCAAGUCUGGGAGUAUUCCUCCUGUGGGGAUUUUCUGUAUCGCUGGCCCCCCUCCCCGUUUUCGCGGUGGUCUAUGGACUCUUCGCGGGAUCAUAUACAAGCACUUGGCCGGGAAUCAUGCGCGACAUUGUUGAGAAAAAGGCCUCAGCUGAUUCAACCAUGGUUUUAGCCUGGCUAUCCGCGGGCAGAGGCAUUGGUAAUAUUGUCUCGGGUCCUUUGAGUGAAGCACUUCUUAAGAACAUGCCUUGGAAAGGCCAAGCGGGCUAUGGUUACGGUAGUGGUUAUGGGACACUUAUUGUGUUCACGGGAGUAACCGGGGUAAUUGGGGGUGGCAGCUAUGUUGCACGUCGGUUACAGUGGAUGUGACUGAGCAAUGAUGCUUGAGGUUAACAAUGCUCUUUAAAGCGAUAAAAUAACCAAUUUUGAGCGGGAGAGGGUUGUGGUAGAACGAUCUUCAACGUGGAUUUUUCCACAAUUAAUGACUGUUAUGAACAGAGCCCUGGAAUGCAAAUGGUAGCAUUGUGUGCGAUAUAUGGACUGUAAAAGGAUGAGAUGAUGCGAAUGUAUAGAAUUUUUAUAUCAUUCUGAAUCUGAGAACCUGCGUUUUCUCAAAAUUAUACAAUACGAAUUCAUAGCAUGGAAGGUAUUUUGCAAUCUCUUGAAUAUUCCAAUGUGGUGUAAUUUUAUGUUUGGACAUGGAAGCAGUCCGCCCUCACAAAAGAAAAGGAAAUGGGACACGCUCGGCUCUAUAACUAAAGUAGCUCGUAUCCCCAAUAAACAUAACGAAUUUAUCCACCC
Molecule: messenger RNA, 2063 nt
Organism: Blastomyces dermatitidis ER-3
Lineage: Eukaryota; Fungi; Ascomycota; Eurotiomycetes; Onygenales; Ajellomycetaceae
Product: MFS monocarboxylate transporter
Exons: 2
Coding region: 312-1631 (439 amino acids)
Biological process (GO): transmembrane transport
Cellular component (GO): fungal-type vacuole membrane
Molecular function (GO): transmembrane transporter activity
Source: RefSeq, a predicted model, not a curated record